Pocillopora verrucosa is the source of this 1290-nucleotide messenger RNA. Its product is annotated as potassium voltage-gated channel protein Shal. The record is from RefSeq and is a predicted model, not a curated record. Gene Ontology annotation, biological process: potassium ion transmembrane transport; protein homooligomerization. Lineage: Eukaryota; Metazoa; Cnidaria; Anthozoa; Scleractinia; Pocilloporidae. Gene Ontology annotation, molecular function: protein binding; voltage-gated potassium channel activity. Gene Ontology annotation, cellular component: voltage-gated potassium channel complex; membrane.
AUGUCUUCCAAGGACAAACCCGUGAAUGACUUGGAAAAUUGGCUCCCCCUCGGAGAGGUGGGUCUUGUUGGAAUUUCGCCGGUGUUUAAGAAAAAACCGUUCAGUAUUCUUCAUCGAAAGCAAUUAAAGGACAAGAGAAUCGUUCUCAAUGUGAGUGGGAGGAAGUUUGAAACUUGGGACUAUACUCUGAAGAAAUACCCUACAACUCUAUUAGGAAGCAGUGACCGAGAAUCCUUUUACGACUCACAGCGAAAAGAAUACUUCUUUGAGCGGGACCCUGGCUUUUUUCGUCACAUUUUGAACUAUUAUCGUUAUGGUAAACUUCAUUUUUCUCUGGAAGAAUGCGGCGAAUUUUACGAAGACGAGCUUGAUUUUUUUCGUAUUCCAACUGAUGCUUUGGGUUUGUGUUGUCUCGAGGAAUACCAUGACGCGAAUUCUGCUGUGUGUCGAAGAGAUUUGCCGUCAGAAGUUGAAGCGAUUCACCAUGAGUGUGUUCCUCAGCGUAGAACCUGCAGACAGCAACUCUGGUUGUUGUUUGAAAAUCCGCAAUCUUCAAAGACAGCUAAAGUUGUGUACUACAUAAUUGGAAUCGCCAUUAUUUUAAGCAUCGUUACAACCAUAACAGAGACGAUACCCUGCGGUGGAAGAACAUGUGGUGAAGAAUACAAGCAAGCUUUUCAAUACGUCGACGGCACUUGUGUUGUGGUCUUAACACUGGAGUAUUUACUUCGCUUGUUCGCUGCGCCUCACAGGUGCAAAUUCGUGAAAGAAUUUCAAAGUAUCGUAGAUCUUGCGGCGGUUAUUCCAUUCUACCUCGACAUUGGGUUAAAAAGCGCCGGUGAUUUCGAUGCCUUAACGAUUCUUCGUGUCUUCCGUGUAUUCCGCGUGUUUAAAAUGUCUCGGCAUUCCACGAGACUUCAAGCGCUAGGUUCAUCGAUAAAAAAUUCAUCCUCAGAGCUGGGAUUUAUUCUAUUUUCGUUUGGACUGGGUGUUAUUAUUUUUGCCACCGCUGUGUAUUAUGCUGAGAAAGAAGUCAAGGGAACAACUUUCUCUAGCAUCCCGGACAGUAUGUGGUAUGCUAUUGUUACUAUGACAACGACUGGCUAUGGUGACAUGUCACCGGAGACAGCGAUUGGCCAGAUCAUGGGAAGCGUGUGUUGUUUAGUGGGCACCUUGGUCAUUGCGUUACCUGUGCCAAUCUUGGAGAUGAAAAUGAAACUAGUACAAAAAAAACCUGCUGGUGAAGAAAACAACGAAGAACAAAAUGGCGGACAAGAUGGAGAAGCGUGA